Molecule: messenger RNA, 1767 nt
Organism: Drepanopeziza brunnea f. sp. 'multigermtubi' MB_m1
Lineage: Eukaryota; Fungi; Ascomycota; Leotiomycetes; Helotiales; Drepanopezizaceae
Source: RefSeq, a predicted model, not a curated record
AUGUGCAGGUCUAGAUCGACCAGCGACCAGCGACCAGCGACCAGCGACCAGCGACCGGCGACCAGCAAAUCACUCAAGAUGUCGCGCCCCUCCCUCUUCUCCCGCUCCUCGCGAGACAGCAGUCCCCUCCUUCGACAGCACACCGACGCCGUGUCCCUCCAAAACCUCUCUCCGCGCCCCAGCUCCCACUCCCGCCACGCCUCCCCCUCUCCUCCACCGUCCUUCUACCGCGACGACAGCCGCAGCAGCCAGAGCGAAAACCGCAGCCCCUCGCCGACCCCCUCGCGCACCUCAGGGCGUCGAAUCCAGUUCGCGGGUCCGCCGCCGCCGAUCGCGACGAGUGCGCUCCUCUCCGCCCAGAACACGAGCUUGCGCGCGAGCUUGGAUGGUGCGGCCGUCGGCUGCAGGAGUUCGAGCCCGCGUUCGCGGCUCAGUAGGGGAGGUGGUGGUGGUUGUGGUGGUGAAGCAGGAGGAGGAGGAAUCGACCCCCUGCUAGGUUUGGAGCGUAGAGAGAGGGCUAUCCAGGAGGAUUUACAGCUGUUGCUCGAUGCGCAGUCUGCGGGCUUGGUUCAGGGGUUUGGCGGUGCUGGUGCUGGGGAGGUUUACGGAGGGGAGGGUAGCUCGGAUGCAGGGAGUAGGAGUAGUACGCCCACGGCGCGGAGCUUGCAGAGGAGGUCUAGUCGCGAGCAGAGUAGGGGGGUUGUGCCUGUGAGGCAGCCUAAGGGUAGGGUGCUUGGGUUGAGAGCUGCGAGGAGGUGGUUGUUGAGGGAUAUGAGAGAGUUGGUCAGGGUGAAGGAGGAGCAGAGCGAUGUUUUGAUGUGGGAGAUUGAGAGGAGGGGAGAGAUUUUGGGGACGCUGGAUGCUUGGGAGAGGAAGAUUGAGGGGGUUAAGGGGCGGUUGAGUGAGUUAAGUAGUGGUGAUGGUGAGGAUGCGGUUGCGGGUGGAGGAGAGGAAGUACAGGAAAUUGAAGAGCUGAAGAUCGAGGAGGCGGCGGUGGAGAAUGAGAUUAGGGAGAUGGAAGAUAGGCUUGCGCAGAUGAAAGCUAGGAGGCGCUGGCUGGGAGAGCGGAUUAAGGAGAGAGUUAAUCGGCGAGAAGCACGGUUGAGUAGCUACAGAGGAGCGCUACGGGAGGUCGAGUCGGAAGUCAGCGAGUUCUUAAGAAGGCCUCCUAUACCGGUCUCUAUGGUCAUGGGUGACGAAGAAGGCUUUACGAGCUUACCGACGAGCAGGAGGACAUUGGGGAUGGCUAAAGAGUGGUGGACGAAAGAAGUAUCCAAGCUGAAGCUACGUCAGGAGGAGGUCGAGAACGAGAAGUCUGCGCUGGAAGAAGGUGCUCGGAUGUGGGAGGAAAGUUUCAAGGUUGUUAUGACCUUUGAGGAUGACCUGCGGAAACAGAUGGCCAGUACCGAUGCGCAAAACCUCGAGAUGCUGCGGAAGCAGACAGGCACGAUGGGAGAAGUCAUAGAGAAACUCUCGGGUACGGUCCGAACGGCCGAGGAGAAAGGUUGGAACUUGUUGAUAUGUGCGGUGGGGGCUGAGCUGGAAGCUUUCAAGGAAGGGGAGCAGAUUCUAAGGAGGGCGUUGGGAUUGGUAGUGGGAAAUGGUCAGAGGCAGGUUGAUGUUGAUGAAGAGAGUACGGAUGGCAACUUUCGCCGUGGAUUUGCGGAGUUGCAGAAGCCGUUGGCAAGGAGAGAGAGUCUGUCUAGUGAGGAGGAUGGUCCGAACCUGGCCGAAUUGUUGGUCGAUCGAGGAGACGAUGUUGUUUGA